Messenger RNA from Labrus bergylta (ballan wrasse), 1279 nucleotides. RefSeq names its product interleukin-12 subunit beta. The record is from RefSeq and is a predicted model, not a curated record. Gene Ontology annotation, molecular function: protein binding. Lineage: Eukaryota; Metazoa; Chordata; Actinopteri; Labriformes; Labridae.
UAAAUACAGCAACAGCAUGCUGAGUUCAAGCAGACAAUCUGAAGACACCUCAGGCAGUCAACUAAUUUCUACUUUAAAGCUCGACGUGUAGUUUUAAACUCAGGAUCACGUCUCGUUUCAAGAUGCGUCCAUUGUUCCUUCUGUUCCUGGGUGCUGCUCUGUGCUAUGCCAAUACUGACAGCAACCAGCCGAAAAUUGAGUCCCUCAUGGAUAAUGUUCUGGUCCUGAAGGUGCCUUAUGGUAGGGGCAGGGUGUAUGUUAAUCUGACCUGUGGAGAAGCUUAUCAAAACCAGCCUGUGUUUUGGAAGGAAAACGGCGUGGAGCUUAAACCAGCUCUACAGGGGAACCACGUCAAAGUCCUGGUGGUGGAGUUGAGAGGAGGAAACUAUAGUUGUCACCAGAGCCCAGAUGGACGGUACCUCAACCACACCACGAUCCUGGUCCAACCAGAACGAGACAACAGGAGUAUCAUACUGCAGGAAACAUCCCCCGAAGGAGGUCACAUCCACUGUUCAGCUCCUAACUAUAAAGGCUCCUUUCACUGCACCUGGACAAGAUCAACUGACAGACCCAUGGCCGCUGUGCUCCUGGUGACGGCUGAGCGUCAUCUGGAAAAGAUUCCCUGUGUGCUGGAUGCUGAUGGAUCAGGAGUCCACUGCAAUGGCACGAGCUGCCAUAACAAUGAGGAACAGCACAGCAUUUCCCUGACUGUUUACAUACGCAGUUAUUCUCUCCUAGAGAAAUACACCAAGAGCUUUUUCCUGAGAGACAUCGUGAGGCCGGCAAACCUCCCCAACCUGCGCACCAGUGACAUGAAGGUGUUCAGCUGGGACUAUCCAGAGACCUGGGAUAAGCCCUGCACAUUCUUUCCCCUGCAGUUCCAGGUUAAGGUGGUCCCCAGGGGUCAUGACUGCAACAGCAUGGAGCACUUAAUGAACACAACCACUCUGCAGACUCAGCACGAGAUCAGUGUCAAAAUCAAGAAGUUUGUUUUCUGUGUGAAAGCUCAGGACAUGUUCACCAACGGGCCAUUCAACCAAUGGAGCAGCUGCACAGUGAACAAACAUGAAGUGAAGUGCUCUUCUGAUACUGGACUGCAGCCAUAAGGAAAGAAGAGAACAACAAUGUUUUCUGGAAGUCCUCUUUUUAAACUUUUCAAAAUAUUUAGAAAUCAAAGCUGGGCUUUGGCAGUGAACGUGUACAUGUACAGUAUUUAUUGAUCAUUCAUAAUGUUGUAAUUGGAACUAAAUUAUCAAUAAAGCAAAUAUUUGUAAUAUCA